Molecule: messenger RNA, 2223 nt
Organism: Seminavis robusta
Lineage: Eukaryota; Bacillariophyta; Bacillariophyceae; Naviculales; Naviculaceae
Source: the annotation of a GenBank genome assembly
AUGAAGAUUUCCUGCGAGAUCUUACUCAUCAUCUUUGUGUGUUGUCUGAUCAGGAGCGUUUCUUCAGUCAAGUGUGGCUUUUCAGAAGAACUGGCCAGCAUUGGGCAGACAUUUGACUUGGCGGACAGCAAGAUCACCAUUGUUGGUUUCGAGGCAUCUGUGACCUACGCAUCCCUUCCUGCUGGAUAUACACCCUUUUUGACAGUUCUAGCUGCCAGCGAGGAACCCACGUUCUCUUCUGCGGAAGGCACCUUGACGAUCUCGGCUGGUGGCAGCUGUGAAACACUGGGUGGUGCAUUUCCACUGGAAGAUAGUUUCGACGAGGAACCUGCCGCCGGAGACAAAUCUGGUCCGUUGGAGGAACGCAAGGAAUACGAAGACAUUCAGGCUAGCGGGGCCUUUCAACUGAAACCUCGAUCAACCAUGAUUCUUUCAACGUUUGUGUCAUCGUGCUUCGUGCCCCGACCUUUCCGUGGCAUCCUUCUUGCUGCAUCCCUUUUGGCUUGCAUCUCAUCCGUGAAUGGUGAUGAAGAAGUUCCUGCUGCCGGUUGCAAGCCUUCAUUGGAAUUGCAAAUCAGCUUGCCAAUGGGGGCCGAGGUUGCCAGUUCCUUUGGCGAAACGGAUCACUUUCUAGAAGCCACACUUGACACCGUGACUUGGGGAUACUACGACCCCAAUGCAACGGCCAAAGUCACCAUGGAGUCGGGUGAGACCGUGACGGUUGAGGUCAUCACUCACCACUCGGGCCAUGACUAUGCCAAGAUGAUUCGAGGAGAUCCAAAUGUCGAAGAGAUCUUUUACUGGGAAAUGAACCAGACUUUGCUUGAUAAACCCGAACCAAAGCUACCGGGAAGCGGUGUGCAUCUCAUCACUGGGCCCAUUGAAGUCGUAGGAGCACAAGUCGGAGAUGUUGUUCAGGUGGACAUUCUAGAGUUGGAUCCUCGCUACAACCCAGUCACUGGACGAUGCUUUGGGACCAACAGCCAAAAGUUUGCCGGGUACCAGUUUCGGGCUGACGGAGGCACCAAACGCGAUGGCACUCCAUACGUGCGGACUGGAGGUACAGAGGCAAUAACCGUCUUUGAGUUUCUCGAGGACGAGGAUGGCACCAUGCUCUAUGGCAAGCCAGUUUACAUGUAUCGCUUCCCCAACAUGACAGCACCCGAUGGCUCCGAACGCACCUUUGACAACAAUCCUGCUGUUAUGGUCCCUCAUGAAUAUGAUCAAGGAUACGACGGAGAUCUCUUGUCGGAAGAUCCCAUCGAAUACCCUCCAGGAUUUGAUGACACUGUUGUCACGGACGAGGGUGGCAUUCUGUACCUGUCCCCCGAUCCAGCUGGGUUGAACUGGAAGGUGCCCCUUCGUCCCCACUUGGGUGUCCUUGGAGUCAUGCCCAAUAAUACGAUCAACUACAUUGAUGAAGACGCCCCGGGUGGUGCCAAUUCCAUUCCACCGUCUCGAUUUGGAGGCAACGUUGACGAUUGGCGCAUUGGCAAGGGUGGAACCAUGUACUACACGGUGGAAGUGCCCGGAGCCAUGAUUGUCGUGGGCGAUACUCAUGCUGCCCAAGGCGACUCCGAGUUGGCAGGGACUGCCAUGGAAACUUCCAUGACGGCGAAGCUACGUGUUACCCUGCACAAAAAGGACGAGCUCCCAGCUAUGGUGCAGGGUUUGAACUUUCCCUUGUUGGAAACCUCAACUGAGUUCGUGAUUCAUGGAUUUGCCUACAACAAUUAUCUGGAUCAGGUGGAGGAUCCAUCGAACGUUUUUGCGGAAGGUGCCUCGUUGGACUUGGCCAUGGAAGAUUGCUUCAUUAAGACUCGUAACUGGUUGAUGGACACGUAUGGCUUGAUCGAGGAGGAGACGAUUGCUCUGAUGGCGACAGCCGUGGAUUUUGGUGUUACCCAAGUAGUGGACGGGAACUGGGGCGUUCAUGCGGACAUUGACAAGUGGGUGUUUGACGAAUCGGACACACCAUACGAUUACAGCUGCACGACUUCCAAAUCGGGGCGUCGAGGCCGUGGUCGAAAGUUGAUGUCGGGGUCGAGCCGCCGUCGUGUGUUGGAGGAUCAUGACAUCUUGCUGAGUCCCGACCAAUACGCGGAUUCUCUGUAUGACCGCGUGACUUCCCAAUGCACUUCCUGUGAGACCCAUUGGAACCGUCGCCACUUGGCAGACGCCUUGUUGAAUGCGAAGAUCAAGUUUGUCCAGCGCCGCAUGUAG